Molecule: messenger RNA, 1366 nt
Organism: Vanessa tameamea
Lineage: Eukaryota; Metazoa; Arthropoda; Insecta; Lepidoptera; Nymphalidae
Product: FAD synthase-like
Exons: 5
Coding region: 226-972 (248 amino acids)
Biological process (GO): FAD biosynthetic process
Molecular function (GO): FMN adenylyltransferase activity
Source: RefSeq, a predicted model, not a curated record
UUGACAAUAUGACAAUACACACAACUCAUGAAGUCACAAUCACGUAGCUUUUCAUAAUCUCCUUAAUUUGUACAGCAUGCAAAUCAAUUUACUUUUUAAAAGAAUCCUUUAAAAUAUUCGGAUUACUUAAAAUUCUAAAAAAAUUGUUAUAUUUCACGAAAGUUCUACGCUUAUGUAUUAAACUCUAACGACGAAUUAGUUUCAUGUUUGAAAAGUGAAGGCAUAAUGGAUUUUGAAAAUACUGCUACAGUUUUGGAAGAAACGGAACAGGUUAUACGAGAAUGCUUCACUCAGUUUCAACUAGACGAGGUGUUCCUAUCGUUCAAUGGCGGAAAAGACUGCACGGUUUUAUUAGACGUCACAAUAAACGUAUUAAAAGAUUUAUACAAAAGAGAUGACAUAGGUAAAGACUUAAAAAUCGUAUACAUAAGAACCAUUGGUCCGUUUAAAGAAAUCGAAAAUUUUGUAAAAGAAAUAGAGAAACUCUACGGUGUUAAAAUAAUAGUGACAGAGGGAGAAAUUAAAACGACAUUACAAAGGACAAUGGAACAAGACAGCAAAUUAAAAGCAUGCUUACUGGGAACGAGGCGAACAGAUCCAUAUAGCGAAGGAUUAAAAUUUAUGCAGAAAACAGAUAUCAACUGGCCACAGAUUGUGAGAGUAUCGCCAUUGUUAAAUUGGAGCUAUCAUCAGAUAUGGAGUUACAUUCUGCAAAAACAAGUGCCGUAUUGUAGCCUUUAUGACAAAGGAUACACAUCAAUUGGGAGCAUUCAUAAUACUUGGCCCAAUCCAUCACUCUCAUACAAAGAUUCUUUCGGUCGAGUGACCCAUCGACCGGCUUGGAUGCUCGCUGACCCGACCCUUGAGAGAGCUGGGAGAGGUACAAAUAAUAUUACCGUAACAGAACACGCAGUACAAAACCCUAUAGAUAAGUGCCUCUGUAUAGGCGAAGUAAAAUCAGAUGUCUCAUGAUACGAUUGAAAUCGAAUCAAUUUUCUGACUUUUCGACAUAGCUGAAUAACAUCUAGAUUUAAUUAAAUACUAAAAUUGACCUACGACAUUCGACAAGUGAUUAUAAUUUGGAAACAAAUAAAUUUACAUAAAAGUAGAACUGACUGUGACUGAAAUCUGACUAAAAUGAAAAUAAAUUAUUGCAAUCAAAAAAUAAUAAUGACAAGCUUCUAUAUACAAAAUUUUCGUAUCUAUGCUGUUGAGCGUUGAAGAGUUGUUCGUCUGGAGCUAACCCUGAGUGUAGGACAUAUUUAUGCUAACCAUAAAAAUGCACUGUCACCGUAACACGCAAAACUUCAACUCCAUAGCAUCAGAGAAAGUAGAUUGCAAGAUUUGAACAAACAUUGAAAAAAAA